This is a messenger RNA of Paramisgurnus dabryanus, 3961 nucleotides long. It is a transcript of the gene arnt, whose product is annotated as aryl hydrocarbon receptor nuclear translocator. Gene Ontology annotation, cellular component: cytoplasm; nucleus; transcription regulator complex. Gene Ontology annotation, molecular function: DNA-binding transcription factor activity; protein dimerization activity. Lineage: Eukaryota; Metazoa; Chordata; Actinopteri; Cypriniformes; Cobitidae. Gene Ontology annotation, biological process: regulation of DNA-templated transcription. The record is from RefSeq and is a predicted model, not a curated record.
CUCUCUGCUGCUUUCUGAAGACUGCAGGCGCCAUCUUGGUUCCGGGGAGGUUUUUAAACUGGAAGAAAAGUCAAAGUAAAGCAAAGAAAAACCCAAAUUAAACAUCUGAAAUCUGGUCCGUUCGGGUCGGCGACGAAGAUGACACUCGGUGUAAAGUCAUGACACCUGUUUUUAAAUACUUUUAAGAGAUUUUAAAAGAAAUACAAGAAAACUAUAAAGAAAACAAACAUUGGGCCGGAGGGAUUUUUGCAGCUGGGAAAGUUGUUUUGUUGACGUUAGCUCGCAUGCUAACACUUUUACCUGUCGGAUAUGUCAUCGACUAAUCCAGAUAUGUCUGAGGUUAUGGCUACAUCAGCUGGAUCUCAUUCUAACGGCUCUGCGGUCGUCCCGAAGGGAAACAACAAGCGACAAGCAACCUCUGACUAUGAGGACGAAGAUGGAGGAAAAUUAUUUAGGUGUGAUGAUGAAGGAAGUGGCUCAAACGACAAAGAGCGUUUUGCCAGGGAGAACCACAGCGAGAUCGAGCGGAGGCGGAGAAAUAAGAUGACCGCUUACAUCACAGAGCUGUCAGACAUGGUGCCCACCUGCAGCGCUUUGGCACGGAAGCCGGACAAACUCACGAUUCUGCGCAUGGCCGUCUCUCACAUGAAAACUCUCAGAGGAAGCGGCAGCACCGGCACAGAUGGAGCAUACAAGCCGUCCUUCCUCACAGACCAGGAGCUAAAGCAUCUGAUCCUGGAGGCAGCUGACGGGUUUCUGUUCGUCGUGUCGUGCGAGACCGGCAACGUUGUUUAUGUAUCUGACUCCGUCACACCGGUUUUGAACCAGGCACAAUCUGAUUGGCACGGCUCCUCGUUGUACGAUCAGAUUCAUCCAGAUGACAUAGAGAAGCUCAGAGAGCAGCUUUCCACCGCCGAGAACAACAACAGCGGUCGGAUGUUGGACUUGAAAACAGGGACGGUGAAGAAAGAAGGGGGGCAGUCCUCAGUGAGAAUGAGUGUAGGUGCACGACGCUCCUUCAUCUGCAGGAUGAGAUGUGGGGUUUGUCAAGUAGAACCAGUGUCCAUGAAUAGACUCAGCUUCUUGAGAAACAGAAACAGGAAUGGAUUGGGUACUCCCAAAGAUGGUGAACCGCAGUAUGUGGUUGUGCACUGCACGGGCUACAUUAAGUCAUGGCCCCUCGCAGGAAUGACUCUGUCUGAUGAGGAUGCUGAUAGUAGUCAGGGAAAUCGUUUCUGUCUAGUCGCCAUUGGAAGGCUACAGGUAACAUGUUGCCCAGGCGACAACUUGAACAACAUUAGUGUACCAGUGGAGUUCAUUUCCCGUCAUAACUGCCAAGGCGUCUACACUUUUGUGGAUCAUCGCUGUCUGGCAACAGUUGGUUAUCAACCUCAGCAAUUACUGGGGAAGAACAUUCUAGAGUUUGCACACCCAGAAGACCAGAACUUAUUGAGAGACAGCCUUCAGCAGGUGGUGAAACUGCGAGGUCAGGUUCUGUCUGUGAUGUUCCGGUUUCGCUCUAAAUCUAACGAGUGGAUCUGGAUGAGGACGAGCUCAUUCACCUUCCAGAACCCUUUCUCAGAGGAGAUCGAAUAUAUCAUCUGCACCAACGCCAAUGUGAAUAGAGCUCCAAAUCAGGAUUCCCUGUCCCCCCUCUCUUCCCCGGGGGUGGCACUGCCCCCUUCACUGGGGCAAAGCAGCCCUAACUGCCCCUCCACUCCCAGCCCAGGUCAGAUGACAGCCAGACAGAUGCAGCAGCAGGCGGAGUUAGAGGGCGGGAUGAGCAGAGAUGGAGUGUAUGAAACGAACCAGGUGGCUCUUCCUCAGGUUCCAGUGCAGACUGUGGGUGUAGUCGGUAAUGAUCACAACUCCAAGACUCUGAGCUCCUCCAGUGUCUCUAGUGGACAGCAAGUUUAUCCUUCAGCAGCAUCUUUCCCCAAUACUACACAUCCCAGUGAGCCAUUCAGGUCAGCUGGUAUGGCUCAGCAAAUGGUGUCGACCCCUCACGCAGCAGGCCAAAUGCUUGCACAGAUGUCCCGUCAGAACGCACCCCCUGGAGCCGCCGCAACCAACAACAGCCCUAUUCAGGCCCAGGCAGGAACCACAGUGCCACCUGGAGUUUGGUCUGCCACAAGACCGUCCUUUAACACACAGCAGGUAGCAAGCCAAGUAGGAAAGAGUCAGUCUCCCCAAUUUAAUAUGGGAGGCUUUAACUCUGCCCCUCCAGCCUCCACCACCUCCUCCUUCGGUCAGAUCAGUGGAGCUCCCAUGGCAAACACAUCAAAUUACCCACAACUUAAUAAUCGCCCCAAUGCCUCAACUAAUGGCUACGGUGAUGUUAAUCAGAUGGGAGCACAGUUCACCUCCAGGCCAGCAGAGGGAGUGUCAGGGUGGCAGCAGUGGCAGAAUCAAGCACAUGCUCAAGGCACUGCCGACACACAUCCACAGUCUCAGAACAACCAGACAGAGAUGUUUCCAGAUGUUCUUUCUAUGUUGGAUCAGACUGGAAGUUUCGGCAAUGAUGACUUCGGAGAGAUGCCCAUGUUUCCUCCUUUCCCAGAGUGAUCCCACAUUUUCUGUUACGUUCUUCUUUCACUGUUGCUCUCUUACUCUCCGUUUCCUUCUGUUUUAACCAAAUUGAUGGCAGAGUUUGUCAGGAUCCAGAAGUACAGAGAGGCACCUGUAACAGUGCACCUGUUGCAAGUCAUAAUGAGGAUACAAGAGAGACGGCAUAGGGCACAGCCAGAAAAGACAGACAAACAUUGACAACCCUUGUGUUUUCUACAGGGGUGAUCAUGUGUUCACUUUUUAAAAUCACGCACAAUUGCACAAGUUGAACACAAACAGUCCCACACUGUGUCAUUGCCGAACAUGCACAUGCAUCUUUAUUUUGAGUUUUAAUGAGGGUUGAACCAGCCCACAUAAACACACACACAAUAUGACAGUCUUAUCUGUUUAUCACUGUGUAUGUAUACCGUAUGCACUGCCUCAUUUCUAAUGCCACAUUUUGAUCCCAAUAAAGUAGGAGGACUUGCCUCAGAAAAAACCUCUGAAUGAAUUAAUGUUCAAGAGCUCGAAAUGUUUUGGUGUCCAGCACUGUUUUCCCUGGAUGUUAAUUUGAAAUGACAGGAAGGAUAUUUACUGAAUUCAGAUUCCUCAGUUCAAAGUCAACAAUUGACAUAAUAAAUAUAAAGGCUUUUUCAGUCUGAAUGGCUUAUAUUGGUGCGUAACCUGCUGCAAUAGAUCUGGACUGCUUUAAAACUCAUCACAGACUGUGGAUUGUUUUUCUCUUGUCAGUUCUGCCGCUUUAAUAUGUAAAAGCCGAUUGCCUGAAACGUCACUUCCUGUCUUCACGUCUCUGCUGAUGACAUGAUGUGCUCUUACUCGGGCAUGUUUUUAAAACGAAACAUUUUAAAAUCUCAAAACCAAGCAAUAAAGAGUAGGUUUUGUGUAAAUGUCAGAAGCCAUUUUUCUUGGUAUCCUAAGUAUUGUUAUGGCUUUUAAUGUUGAAUAUUGACAAACCUAUUAAGAAUAAUUUGCGUUGUCAGUGUUUUGCUUUAAAAUUCAGAUUCUGAUUGUUUUUAUUCUAAAUUAUCCUUGUACAGAGAUUUCUUUCUGAAUUUUUAACAUACUUCAGAUGGAUAUUUACAGGUUUAAUAGUUGAAUUGCUAAUAGAUUAACAAUUCAAUGUUGAAUUAAGUUUGUUAUUGAAUGUGGGUGUAUCCUCUUUAAUACUAAGUCAGACCAUGUGUCAAUAUUCUUUCUCUUUUUAUAAAGUGAUAUAAAAUGGCCAAUGCUCUGAUUCUGUGUGUUGUUUGUUUCCAUCUUGUUCCUGAAAAAGAUUUUUAAAAUGAUGCGUGCUGCAGUUUGUUUAGUAAGCAUAGAUAUAAAUAAGCAUAUAUGUAUAUGAAAUGUUAAAUGAUGGAAGAGAACUUGGGCUUUUGUAUUAAAUUGUUAUAUU